Messenger RNA from Lolium rigidum, 1975 nucleotides. RefSeq names its product putative ubiquitin-like-specific protease 1B. Lineage: Eukaryota; Viridiplantae; Streptophyta; Magnoliopsida; Poales; Poaceae. Gene Ontology annotation, cellular component: nucleus. The coding region runs from base 70 to 1506 and encodes 478 amino acids. The transcript is spliced from 9 exons. Gene Ontology annotation, biological process: protein desumoylation. The record is from RefSeq and is a predicted model, not a curated record. Gene Ontology annotation, molecular function: deSUMOylase activity.
CUGCUCGAUCUGAAACCAGCCAGGGGAAGGAAGGCAGGUAUAGCUCGCCUAGGGUUUCCGCCGCCGGCGAUGGGCGCCCUCACCGGCAAGCGCUUCUCCGCCGACCAACGCCCGCCCUCCCCUACACCUCCCUCCAAGAGGCCCAAGUUCGCGCCCCCCCUCCCAAUCUCCUCUCCUCCGCCUCUCUACUCGUCUUCGCACCUCCCCUCCCCGCCCCCCUCGGCCGCGCCGGGGCCCACUUCCUCGACCGCCGCCACCGCCUCCACCUCCUCCUCCCCAUCUUCCUCGCUCCCCCAUCGCCGCCGCCGCCGCCCCCAGCCACCGGAGCCCCCGCGCAACUUCCAUGCGCCCCAACGCGCCAGCCGCGCCUUCCGCCGCGGAAAUAUCCGCUCCAACUCCAAUCCAUCGCGGGAUUCUUCGUCCCCGCCACCCCAAGAUCGCGGCCUCGACCAGUACCUCGAGCUCGUCAAGAGCGUCGACCGCCACCCGCCGCCGCUUACUCCCUCUGCUGCUGAUGCGCCAAGAGGGCCUGAAGAUGCCGCUGAGGUGAUCACCAUCGAUGACAGGGAGGAUAUAGAGCAGGACGACGACAAAGAUAAUGAGGACGAGCUGGAGGCUAAGGUGGUAGUGGGGAAGGUGCCUCUGUACAAGGAGCUGCUCGAGGCGUCCAACCGGCAGCGUGAUCCCAGGAUCAGGGAACUUGAGUUUAAGACGCGCCUCGCUGAGAAAGAGAGACUUGGGCUUGAGCAGCUCGCGAAGGUCCUCCCGCAGAUCACGCCCAACAAAAAGGAGGUGCCUGAACCGUUUGUUCCUCUAACAGCUGAGGAUGAGGACAGAGUUCGUCAUGCUCUUGGUGGCAGGAAAAGACGUGAGACAUUAUCUGUGCACGAACCUUCAAAUAUUGUCAUAACAAGAGAGAUCUUGCAGUGCUUGAAUGAUAAAGACUGGCUAAAUGAUGAGGUCAUAAAUUUGUACCUUGAGCUUCUGAAAGAGCGGGAACUGAAAGAGCCUAACAAGUUUGUAAAAUGUCACUUCUUCAACACCUUUUUCUACAAGAAGUUGAUCAAUGGUGGGUAUGACUAUAAGGCUGUUAGGAGAUGGACGACCAAAAGGAAGUUAGGGUACAACCUAAUUGAUUGUGAUAAGAUUUUUGUUCCCAUACACAAGGAAGUGCAUUGGUGUUUAGCAGUCAUCAACAUAAGGGACAAAAAGUUUCAGUAUCUGGAUUCACUUGGCAGCAUGGAUACGAAGGCCCUGAAACUCUUAGCCAGGUAUCUUGUGGAUGAGGUAAAAGAAAAGAGUGGCAACGAGAUUGAUGUUCUUUCAUGGAAGCAGGAAGGAGUCCAAAAUCUUCCUUUGCAGGAGAAUGGAUGGGAUUGUGGCAUGUUCAUGCUCAAAUACAUUGACUUCUACAGCAGGGAUAUGGAUCUUAUUUUUGGACAGAAAGACAUGCCUUAUUUCCGGAGGAGGACUGCCAAGGAAAUAUUGGAUUUGAGGGCUGGAUAAAGAAGGGCAUCAUCGUAGGUAAAAGGAAUGUUCAAACCAGCGGCUAGUAAUGUAUUUAAUAGAAUGCAGCUGCCUUUCCUGGAGUGCUGAAUGCAACGAUUUUCGGAGCUACCCCGUUGCAAGUCAUUAUGCAACAGUCAUUAUGCAACGAUCAAAGCUCCAGGCCCUUCAGAUUUGCUUGCAUUAGCACAAUUGGCUGACAGCUAGCCAUUGGCGGACAGAAAGGCAUUGCCAAACGUGGUUUAUGUCUGGCUGUUAGAGCCACUGAGAUUUGAGACGGGGUGUCGUUGGAACUCGUAUUUAAUGGUUGGGUAUAGACUUUGGGUAGUAUGCUGUCGCAUUAUAGCGUGAUGUAAGUUCCAUUGUAGGCAUCCAGCCUGUGAGCGGUACGUUAUGAUUGUAUGAUCUGCUUCCGUGCAGCUACAGUUUCGUGGGACGCAACCAUCUUCUAAUUAUUUUCCUUUUCUUA